AUGCCAAAGGGUUUGAGUGGAUCCAUCAAGCUGCAACAAGAAGAUGAUUCCUUCACUGAUGUUCAUGAUGAUUUACCUGUUCUUCAAACUGGGCAGUCUUCAAAUCCUGAAACUGAUGACACCCAGAAUCCAUCUUUCGUUUGCGAAAUCUGUGUAGAUUCAAAGCCUCUGCAAGAUUCCUUCAACGUUAAGGGUUGUUCCCAUUUUUACUGCACUCAAUGCACCAUCAAAUACAUAGCUUCUAAGCUUGACGACAAUGUUACAUAUAUCACUUGCCCAGUUUCAAACUGUGGAGGCGUGCUUGAGUUUAAAUACUGCCGUUUGAUCCUCCCGUAUAAUGUAUUUGUGAGAUGGGGUGACGCCCUUUGUGAGUCUGCCAUGCCAGAUGAUGGCGGGAAAUUUUAUUGCCCUUAUAGAGAUUGCUCGGUGAUGAUGAUUAAUGAAGAAGGAGAGAGGAUUAAGCAAUCAAAGUGCCCUUUUUGUCAGAGAUUGUUUUGUGUCAAGUGUAAGGUUCCUUGGCAUACAGAGUUUGAGUGUGCUCAGUUUCAGAAAUUGCAGAAGCUUGGGGAGGAAGCUGUGCUAAAUGAUUUAGCCAAGAAGAAGAAGUGGCAAAAGUGCCCUAAUUGCAAAAUCUUUGUGGAAAAAUCAUUUGGCUGCUGUUUUAUUGAGUGCAGGUGUGGAUCUACAUUCUGUUAUGAAUGUGGAUUGCAGUCAAGUUCUCUACAUUAG
Messenger RNA from Mangifera indica (mango), 729 nucleotides. Its product is annotated as probable E3 ubiquitin-protein ligase RNF217. Gene Ontology annotation, biological process: positive regulation of proteasomal ubiquitin-dependent protein catabolic process; ubiquitin-dependent protein catabolic process; protein polyubiquitination. Gene Ontology annotation, cellular component: ubiquitin ligase complex; cytoplasm. Lineage: Eukaryota; Viridiplantae; Streptophyta; Magnoliopsida; Sapindales; Anacardiaceae. The record is from RefSeq and is a predicted model, not a curated record. Gene Ontology annotation, molecular function: ubiquitin protein ligase activity; zinc ion binding; ubiquitin conjugating enzyme binding.